UUAACUGCUAAGGAAGUCAUGUCCAGAUCGGGUGAUAGAACAUCCACCUUUGACCCAACUCACAGUGAUACUCUGCUGCACGGACUUAACCUCCUGUGGAGGAAGCAGCUCUUCUGCGAUGUGACGCUGACUGCCCAGGGGCAGCAGUUUCACUGCCACAAAGCAGUGCUGGCCUCCUGCUCUCAGUACUUUAGAUCUCUCUUCUCCAGUCAUCCACUAAACAAUGAGGGGAUUUCUAGCAAGGACCAAGGCAGCAGCGGCACCCCUGCCUCAUCUCCUGAUGAGAAGCUGUUGGCAAGCCCCAGGUCCAUUAACAACCUGGUGCUUCAGGGCUGCUCCUCCAUUGGACUGAGGCUAGUACUUGAGUACUUAUACACGGCCAACGUGACCCUCUCCCUCGACACUGUAGAAGAGGUUCUCUCUGUAAGUAAGAUCCUCAACAUUCCUCAGAUCACAAAACUCAGCGUUCAGUUCCUUAACGACCAGAUCUCCGUGCAGAACUACAAACAAAUCUGCAAGAUCGCAGCGCUCCACGGAUUAGAUGAAACCAAGAAGCUAGCUAACAAGUAUCUGGUGGAGGACGUUCUGCUGCUGAACUUUGAAGAAAUGUGCGCCAUGUUGGACGCGCUGCCGCCCCCGGUGGAGUCGGAGUUGGCGCUCUUCCAAAUGUCGGUACUUUGGCUGGAGCAUGACAGGGAAACGCGGAUGCAUUAUGCCCCGGACUUGAUGAAAAGGCUGCGUUUUGCGCUUAUACCUGCCCCAGAGCUGGUGGAGAGGGUACAGUCUGUUGACUUCAUGAGGAGUGACCCUGUCUGCCAGAAGUUGCUUUUGGAUGCCAUGAACUACCACCUGAUGCCCUUCAGACAACACUGCAGACAGAGCGUGGCCAGCAGAAUCCGUUCCAAUAAAAGAAUGUUGUUGCUGGUUGGUGGCCUGCCCCCUGGACCAGAUCGCCUUCCAAGUAAUUUGGUGCAAUACUAUGAUGAUGAAAAGAAGACCUGGAAGAUCCUCACAAUAAUGCCAUAUAACAGCGCACAUCACUGUGUUGUUGAAGUGGAAAAUUUCCUGCUACUGAUGGGUGGAGAGGACCAGUGGAACCCUAAUGGCAAGCACAGUACAAACUUUGUGAGUCGUUAUGAUCCAAGAUUCAAUAGUUGGAUACAACUUCCACCAAUGCAAGAAAGGAGAGCCAGUUUCUUUGCCUGCUGCCUGGACAAGCACCUGUAUGUGAUUGGAGGAAGGAAUGAGACUGGAUACUUGUCCAGUGUGGAGUCUUACAAUCUGGAGACCAAUGAAUGGAACUAUGUGUCAUCUUUGCCCCAGCCCCUGGCUGCACACGCAGGAGCUGUGCACAAUGGCAAAAUAUACAUUUCAGGGGGAGUACACAAUGGAGAAUAUGUAUCCUGGCUGUACUGCUACGACCCAAUGAUGGACGUGUGGGCCAGGAAACAGGACAUGAACACAAAACGCGCCAUCCAUGUUCUUGCAGGAAUGAAUGAUCGUCUUUAUGCUAUUGGUGGAAACCAUUUGAAAGGUUUCUCCCACCUUGAUGUAAUGCUGGUGGAGUGUUAUGAUCCCAAGGGAGACCACUGGAACAUUCUUCAUACCCCCAUUCUGGAAGGCCGGAGUGGGCCAGGAUGUGCUGUGCUUGAUGACAAUAUUUUCCUGGUCGGCGGCUACAGUUGGAGUAUGGGAGCAUACAAAUCAUCCACCAUUUGUUACAGCCCGGAGAAGGGAACAUGGACCGAACUGGAGGGAGAUGUAGCAGAGCCUCUGGCUGGACCUGCCUGUGCCACUGUCAUACUGCCGGCCUGUCUGCCAUUUAACAAAUGA
Conger conger (European conger) is the source of this 1833-nucleotide messenger RNA. RefSeq names its product kelch-like family member 14 (gene klhl14). NCBI's taxonomy places the organism in Eukaryota, Metazoa, Chordata, Actinopteri, Anguilliformes, Congridae. Bases 19 to 1833 code for a protein of 604 amino acids. The transcript is spliced from 8 exons. The record is from RefSeq and is a predicted model, not a curated record. Gene Ontology annotation, molecular function: protein binding.